Molecule: messenger RNA, 5997 nt
Organism: Oldenlandia corymbosa var. corymbosa
Lineage: Eukaryota; Viridiplantae; Streptophyta; Magnoliopsida; Gentianales; Rubiaceae
Source: the annotation of a GenBank genome assembly
AAGCUGAUUGACCAAUCUUUCAGAACGCGUGGGGGCUCAACUUCUUGUCUCAUUCAUCUCUUAUCCUGCGCCCCCAACUAGUCUCCCUCAGUCUUGUCUACUUUCUCUCCUCUGUCUCAAACAGUCCCAAAUUUAACAGUAAAAAUUUCGCAGAGCAGCCGUUUUCACAGCUCAGCUUUUUCAUCCUGUUUCUGCAAAAGAAUCCCUCUAUUGAUUAUUUUUUUCCCAUCUCUUUAUUGGGUCUCGUAAAUUAAGCGCUCCUUGUAUUGUUAUUGACCUGCAGUUCUUCUGAGUUUGCUUUUGAUUGUUCUUAUAACUCUGGUCCAAAAAAAGGAAAGAGGAAUGCAAAUGAUAAUCAAUGAUGAACUAUGGUUAGACAGGUUAGUAAAGUACAAAUCUUUAUGAGACUGUAGUGGGUUAAGACUUAAGGAGCUACGUGGAUGAACGUUUGUUUGGUGGUUUAUGUAUGGUACAAUCAGAAGUGGGGUAUCUUUGUUUUGCACUGUUAAUAAGUGAAGCUGAGCUGGGCUGAGACGCCUGAGGGAGAGUAUUCUUUAUUGCGGUGGGUUUUUUCUGUUGUUUAGUGGACUGUUUUCUUGUGAAAGUUGCUUACGUUUCACUGUUUCAGCUGCGACAUUGUUUUUAGAUUCUUUCUCCUUUUAUUUUUGGUAAUUCUUGUGGGCACUUUUUACCCUAUCUCUAUCCUUUACGGAAAAUCAUGUGAUCUUUCUAACCAAAAGGGUUCCUCAAACGGUGAAAGAGUAAAGGGGUAUACUAUUUUCUCGUGUUUCUCCCUUUCAUUGUUUUGUGUUUUUAUUUGCUGGUGAACUGUACUGGUUUUGAUGUGAUGAGAUAAGCAGUCAGAAGAGUGACUACAUACAUACCAAUGGUGGGCUCUUUAUUUGCUUAUUUGGGUCCAAAGUUUGAAUUUUUUGCUGUGUUUCUUGUCAUUGGUGGGAAGGUAGAGCCGGGUAAUGUGAAAUUUUUGGUUCUCCGGUGAGGAGGGUUUGGGUUUCGAUCUCAGAAGAUUGGGAUUGAGACGGUUCUUACUGUGCAUUGUGGGGGGAAGAAAUGAGUGAAAUUUCAGUGCAAUCGUCCUCAUCUCUAGCCAUUGUGGAGAAGAAGUCUCAGAAGUCUGGUGGGUGCGCAGGCAUCUUCUUUCAAUUACUUGAAUGGAACCGAAGGCUUGCAAAGAAGAAGCUUUUCUCUAAGAAAUUGCUUCCUCCAGGUUAGUCUUUCUUGCUUUUCUACUGUUCUCUAUCUUUCUGUUUUUCUUUAUCCUUUACAUUAUCAAUUUAGCACCAUUUACUGUAUGUUUUAAGUUUGAUAUUGUGACAUUGUUGAUUGGUUUUGUUAGUUCGUCUGAGGAAAUCUUCAAAUAAGUUUGCUGGAGAUGAGAAGCUACCCAAGCUCCGUCUGGUAUGAACUGAAUUAUUGCUCUAAUUUGAUGAUUAUUUGUGAACAAUUCAGCUGUUUAGAUGAAAGAUCCAUCCACUGCUUUUGAUUUUUUGGUGCAUUGUUUGUUCCAUAAAUCUAUAGAUUGCUGAUGAAAACAAUGGAGGUUUUCCUCAUGGGAAGAAGAUUUCUGCGGGUUGCAGUGUUGAUUCCGAACAAAGGAAAGAAAUGCGAACACCUGGAUUGGUUGCUAGACUUAUGGGUUUGGAAUCAAUGCCUACGGCAAGGCAGAAUAAAGAUAAUAAUGGCCCUUCAUCUGGUACUGCUGAUAAAGCAGGGGAGAAGGUUGUAGAUGGUAGUACAAGGUUUGGGAGGGAAGAACUGAAUUUAGAAAAAGGAGAGACAAAACAAGAGCUAAGGCCUCAGAAGCUUCAGAAGAUUGGAUUGAGUGAGAGAAGGCAGGUUACUAGGUUUGGAACUGAAGCUCUGCAGCUAAAAAAUGUAUUGUCAAGAUCCAAAAAACAUCAUCAACAAAAACUGGUUUCUCCUGUGAAAAGUCCUCGUAGUGUUUCUGGGAAGAAUGCAUCUCGGCUAAUUGGUGCUGCUACUAGAAUUUUGGAGCCUGGACUGCAGAGGAGUCGGACAAAAGGCUCCCUUACUUACUCAAAUGAGUAUAGUCCUCAUCCUAAAGCUCAAGUAUUGUUGGAGGAAGCAGCAGAUUUGAAGACCAAUGAGCAUGCCUUCUAUCUUCAGAGUUCUGCCAAUAGUUCUAAUAAGCAAUCAUCGUCUUGCCGAAACUGCGGUCAUGUGCUUGAUAUUGCUGACAUCCGACCACAUUCAGAUGAAAAACCAUCUGUUUCAUCGCCCACAUCACAAAUUGCGCACCUCUCUGAUCAAGUAUCAGAAAAGUGUAAUCCAAGACUUCCCAUCUUCACCACACAGAGGGAAAUGGAACGAAAUAAACUGGAUCCACAAUUGCCUGCUGUGUUUGGAAUGAAAUCUAGACAAGCUUGUACUGAUUUUGUUCCAGAGAAAAAGUUUCUCAACAAAGAAUGUCGAAGACAGUGGCAAGCAAGUAGCCCACAGUUCAAGCUUCAGAAGGAUUCUCCUUCUGUAUAUGCUAGGCACAAAUUUCACGGGGAAAAUCAGAUAUCUCAAGGGAGGGAUCGGCUACCUUCAAGGCCGAAGAUAAGUAGGCUCCAACAUGGCAGAGUAACUUCAGCAGCAAAUGCCAUAAAUGAGGCAAAAGAUUUUGUUGCACUGAAUCAAAACAUUAGUGACAGUGCUCAAUUAAGGAUACCUGUCAAAGUGGAUGGCUACUGUCUUGAUACAAAUCAGAAAACUGCAGACAGGAGACACGAUUCCUCAUCUCCCGUACGAAAGAGGAGAUCAGUGGAUAGCAUUAGACAAAUUGAAAGUCCUUAUCUGAUGAGCUCUUCUUUGGCAAAAACUAAUAGCAGGCACAAUACAAUAUCUGGAAAAGAUAGGGGCCGAUCUAGCCAUUCAGCAAGACAUCUUCAGGAAAGUUUGAGUGGUGAUAAUGUAAAAAAUAAUGCUGAUGAUGUAUCUUUUACUUUUAAAUCCUCAAGGAAGCGGGAGUCUGAAAUCCAUUCAAAUGUGGAGGUUUGUAGAAAUCAGAAUGUUCGUAAUAGUGAACUUGUGCACAAGACAGCACCCUCUACCGAUGUUGAUGGAAGUUCUUUGAGAAAAUUGCCUUUGACUGGGGAUAGUUUAGGUGCACUUCUAGAACAAAAGCUGAAGGAACUAACUUGUCAAGAGGAGGAUGAUUGUGCAUUUGGGCACUCUGCACCGAAGAAAACCACUGCCAUGAUUCUCCAGGAACUGAUUUCGGCCUUGACUACAGAGAAGCCAUGUCAUCGCGCCGAUCUUUCUCAUGGAGAUACUAAGACAGAAAGCUGUAUUUGUGAUGAUGCUCAGCAUUCUAAGAGAAAUGCCUCCACCAAUUUCCAGGCCAAACGAAAAUCAAGUAAUAAUUCAGCUGGAAACUUACUUACUUCUGAGCACCUCAGUCCUGGAUCUGUUCUUGAGCCCUGUUUUUCAAAUGAUAGCUGCUGCUCCAGUAGUCUUGACGACAGCUCAAGGUACAAUGGGGGUGAUGAUUGUACAGAAUGCCAUGAAGAACCCAUGUUGUUAGAGCCUGACAAAGAAUUUUUUGAUUCUGUGAGCUCACCUGGGAUGGGAAAGUUUUAUAGAAACUCAGUAGUUAAUCUCCUUGACAAAAUUUCUGAAGCUUUUGUCACCUUAAACCUUGAUGAUCUCCAUUUGAAAGGAAGUAAGCUCGUCCAUGCGAAGGAGGUCAUUUUGAAUGCUGAACUGAUUUUUGGAAAUGCAGCUCUGCCUGAUGGAGUUUUAAAUGAAGGUUUUUCAAUAAGCAAUUUUGUCCUGGAUCAACUUGAUAUGCUAGCUAGUGUAAUGUGGAGAAAGUUCAGCGCAAUAGUUGGUCUAGAUACUAAAGCCAAAAAUCAGCUCAAAGGAUUUGUUCUGGAUUGUUUUGUAGAAUAUUUAGAAUCAAGAUUUAGCCGGUAUUCAAACACUGGAUUUAAUGCGUGGACAAGACUGCCUCUACGCAUGAAAACCGAAAUGCUGAUAUGUGAGAUUGUUGAAGAAAUUGGAAGGUGGCUUGCAUUGGCGGGCUUGUUUCCAGAUGAACUGAUUGAACAUGAUAUGAGUCAUUCUUUGGGGAAAUGGACUGACUUUGAGCUGGAAGCAUUUGAAACAGGUACCGAAAUCGACCAGCAGAUACUCCAAGCCCUAAUUUCAGAAAUGCUGCUUGAAUUCACAGGCUUCAACCCAGAAUGUGUUAAUUGUUAGAAUAGACCUGUGGAUAGAAUAGACCUGCGGAUAGACUAUAAAUGUAGUAUCUUCUAACUGCUGCUCCCUAAUGGUUCUUUACUGCAAACCCCAAUGUUAGGUGUUAUUUUGUUUUGUUAGAAGUCUUGGAUUUGACUGUGGGAAAAAAGCCAUCUCUAGAAGUAAAAAAGCUGUUGGCUUUUGUGCAUUAGAAGUAUAGUAGUAAGUAGUUUCCCUUCUGUUGACCAUUGAAGCAGGUUAUUGAUGAUCAAGAACAGAAUCAAGAAUUUUAUGUAGAGCAAACAAGUUAUUGAUAGUGUGUGUAGAGAAAUAGUAUUGCUUCUGCACUGUUCUUCAGGAAAAAAAAAGAAUGCUAAUGAAUAGGCCUGAGGCGGUAACUCUAUAUCUAUCAUAAGUCCAUAAAGCAGAACAUCUUGCAUAAAGCUUAUCAGCACAUUACAAUCAACAACCAUUGUUGGUUCGCUAUACUUCCAUUACCCUAUACAAAAAACAAAACCAUACUAUAAUUUUCAGAACAAAAAAGAAUCUACUGACUAGGUUGUUAAAAGGCUUUUCUACAUGAAAGACCUUAUAUCAUCCCAACAAAAGAAUUGGUAACAAUCAAAGGAAAAACCCAGUGGAAGGAGAAAAUCUCAGGAAAUUUGCAAUCUUGCCAAUAUAAAAGAAGAAGCCAACUUUUUUUUAAUAUCAUCAAUACUGUCUGCUGUAACCCAAUAUGGUUUUGCUGCCAAUUCCUCUCCCAAUCUUUCCUCCCCUGUUUUCUGCAAUAAUAGCACUCCUUGCAUCAGAAGCCAAUCCUCUCAAAUCCUCAAUACUUGCAUAGCUCUUCCUAGCAGCCAUCAAUCCUCCAGCCGCCCUUUUAUCCCCAGAAUUCACCGACUUGCUCCCUGAACCUCCUCCCAAUUUCCCCACAACCAUCCCAUCAAAUUUCCCACUCCUCGACUUCAGCGGCGGCGUUAAUGACUUCUCCAUCAUCGUCGGGAGCGGAGGAACCCGCGGUUUCCGAUUCUCCUUCCGCAAAGCCGAUGAAAAGUCCGGCACUGACUGGGUCAAAAUAGAGGAAGAAGAAGACGACCCUUUCGUCGUCCGUCUAGAAGGCGUAACGGCUAGAUUACCCUGAAAUUUGACUUGUUUCUUUGGUGGGGUCGUGACCAAUUCCAUCUCUUCUUCUUGGAAUUCCUCGUGGAUCGGUUGUUUCAUGGACCUCAUCCUCAGCUUUGACUCUCUAAGAGCAGCAUAAUCGUUGUACCUUGGUCCCCUUUCCAUAUACAAACUCUGUGUAGAAAGUUGAAGCAUCUGAGGCUGAUCGGAUGAGUUUGAGAAUUGAGAAAGGAUUAGUGAUGUGGGAUCAAGGGCUGUGUAGAGAGAAGCCAUUGAUGGAAUUGUAAUGGAGCUUUUGUGAUAGUUGAAGAAGAGGAUGUAUUUCCCAACGGUCUAAUAGAAAGUAGAAGAAAACCGAGAGAGAAGGCUGAAAGGUGAACAGUUGAACUAGCUUUCCAACGUUAAUAUUUAGGUGGGGUCUGAAUUAUUUAAAUCCCCAAAAAAGAAAAUGGGGAACAGUGAUAUUUUUCUCGAUUUAUAUCGUUAAUUGGGAGAUUUGAUCGUGUUCUUGGUAAACUAAUACUACAGUAGGUUGGUUUAACUUUAUUUAACUGACCCCCCAAAGAAAAGUAAUUAACGAAAAGUAGGGCUGACAUUUAGUAAAACUUGUCAAAAAGGACAAAGCUUUAAAGAUCAUUUGCCAUUUUGCAACUGUGAAGUUUGUGUCUU